AGCCACGGUGCUCAUGACGAGUCAAAGUAGAGUCAUGGAGCGACCCGAGCUUCGUGCUGCUCUUGCCGGGGCCGCCAUGAUCGCGAGCCAACUUGGAGAUGCUCCAGCCUUCCUCUCGGCCGCCCGGCCUGGCCACGUUGGGGCCAUGGGAACCACGGCUGCCACGCCUGCCACGGCUGUCCCAGCCAGUGGGGGGACGGCCACGGCCACCCGGUGGGGAAUGGGCCUGGCCACGGCUGGGCUCUGCGUCGCCCGUGCCGGGCGCCGCGCACGCCGCGUGCCACGGCGUGCAGGGCCCGAAAUGGUGGAAUUUCUGCAGCAUGCCCAGGCACAGAUGGGGCAGAUGGGAGAAGCCAACUUUCUGCAGCAAGUGCAGGAGUUUUGCCAACAGGCAAAUUUGGCCACAGGAGAUCACUCAGUUCCUGCUGAGGUUGCUGCAACGUUGCAGCAGUGGGCAGAUGGUCUGUCGGAAAAUGCGGGUCGUUUGGCCCAUGAGAUCGUGCCACCGGCCUAUGCAGCAGAUUUGCCGCCUGUGGAAUUAGAUCCCAACACCACCUACCUCUAUGGUCCGGAUGGCGCAGUCUUGGUGGAUCCCAUGAACAACAAGCCCAUCACGGAUGACUGGUGGAACGGCUUCAUUGGAUUCCAAGCAGGUCUCAUCAAAGGCAUUGAUGCCAUCUUGCGUGAGAAUGGCGUGGAACAAGCCUUCGGCUGGACCAUCGUUUUGUACACCGCCUUCAUCAAGCUCUUGUUCUUCCCCUUGCAGCAGGGCCAGCUUAAGAGCACCUCUAUGAUGCAGUUGCUGCAGCCCAAAGUGAAGGAGAUCCAAGAGAGAUACAAGGACGAUCCGGACACGCAGCAACGACUUUUGGGACAACUCUACUCCGUAAUGGACGUUAACCCGUUGGGUGGCUGCUUGCCCGUCUUGCUUCAGUUGCCCAUCUUCUGGAGUUUGUAUGGUUGCUGGCGCCGUCUGGCGGCGGAGAAGUUUCCCCACUACACAGAGGGCUGGCUCUGGGUGCCUUCGCUGGCGCAACCCAACCCGGAUUUCCAGUUUAAGUUUGAUUGGCUCCUGCAGUGGAAAGAUGGUCAACCUGAGAUGGGAUGGUCGGACUACCUGGCGUAUUUGGUCUUUCCCGCGAUUUUGGUUGGCUCCACUAUCAUCCAGCAGCAACAGGCAUCGAGCAGCAGACCCAAAUCUGGGAACGAAGACGAUCCUCAGAACGUCAUGCUGCAGGUUCUGCCUUGGAUCUCCGUGUAUUUCAUUGGCAGCUUGUCACUGGAAUUGCCACAGGCUGUUUCUGUGUACUACUCGAUGAACACAGCCUUUUCGGUGGCACAGACACAAGUAGUGAAAUGGGGCCUCCGAAAGGAAAUUGCUGGUUAUGAGGAGUUUGAGAGGACAGGGAAAUUCCCUGACGGUGCCUUCGAAGAUAUGGUGAGGCAAGCUCAGGCUCCCCCAACGACCUUGCAUGAGGCUGCCUUGCGCGGAGAUGUGCAAUAUAUUGAGGAGAUGCUGGCAGAGCCGGAAGCUGACAUCAACAAGUGGGACGAGAAGCAGAUCGCGCCUAUAGGCUACGCAGUGGCUUGUGGCAACCUCGACGCAGUGAAACUCCUGCUGGAGCGAGGUGCGGAUGUCACUGUGAAAGAUGGCCAGGACAACACAUUCUUGCAUUACGCUGCUGGCUAUGGCCAGAUGGAAAUUCUCAAGGUUCUGCUGGAUGCUGUGGAGAAGGAGUGGCCGGACAAUACUUGGAACAACUUUCGAAACCG
Molecule: messenger RNA, 1773 nt
Organism: Cladocopium goreaui
Lineage: Eukaryota; Dinophyceae; Suessiales; Symbiodiniaceae
Source: the annotation of a GenBank genome assembly